Mercurialis annua (annual mercury) is the source of this 555-nucleotide messenger RNA. Its product is annotated as glycine-rich protein 2-like. The record is from RefSeq and is a predicted model, not a curated record. The transcript has 2 exons. Gene Ontology annotation, biological process: defense response. The coding region runs from base 69 to 452 and encodes 127 amino acids. Lineage: Eukaryota; Viridiplantae; Streptophyta; Magnoliopsida; Malpighiales; Euphorbiaceae.
UAUAGGAAGGGUCUUUGAAGUUACCUCAAUCUUACAUACUAUUUUCUCAUUAUACAAAGACUAAUCAUAUGGCAAAUACCGUGCGUUUGUUCUCAAUUGGUUUUCUUCUCCUUUUGUUGCUAUUAGUCAAUGAGAUGGGUCCAAAUGUAGUAGUGGCGCAGGAAGAGGGUGGAGGCGGAGGUGAAGGCGGAGGAGAAGGCGGAGGAGAAGGCGGAGGUGAAGGCGGAGGAGAAGGUGGAGGUGAAGGCGGGGGAGAAGGCGGGGGUGAAGGGGGAGGAGAAGGCGGGGGAGAAGGCGGAGGAGGAAGGAGUUGUGAGUCCCCGAGCCAAAAGUUCAGAGGGAUGUGCAUGAACGCCAACAAUUGUGCUGCCGUUUGCGAAUCUGAAGGCUUUACCGGUGGUAAAUGCAAAGGACUACGUCGUCGCUGCAUUUGCAUUAAGGAUUGUGAUUAAUUAAUGAAUUAUUACUAUCAUACAGCUCAUAAAAUAAUUAGGAUAAAUUAAAAAUUAUUAAUUUUAUCUAAUAUAAUAUUAUGUUGCAAUUCAGUGUCCAUGA